Branchiostoma floridae (Florida lancelet) is the source of this 6854-nucleotide messenger RNA. RefSeq names its product mucin-5AC-like. The transcript is spliced from 42 exons. Bases 93 to 6854 code for a protein of 2253 amino acids. The record is from RefSeq and is a predicted model, not a curated record. Gene Ontology annotation, molecular function: protein binding. Lineage: Eukaryota; Metazoa; Chordata; Leptocardii; Amphioxiformes; Branchiostomatidae. Gene Ontology annotation, cellular component: extracellular matrix.
UCUGCUCUGUAGACCAACAUUUGACGAACCUCUGAGAAUAUUUUAGUUAGAGAUCGUAAGUAAUUCUAUCGGAGGGGAGAGAGACAAGAGAUAUGGCACGAGAGGGUGCCUUUAUCUUUUUCCUGCUUUUCGCAGGAUCGUCGGUGUGCGCCCAAAGGGGACCUUCCAUGCUCGGGGGUUGCCCUGUCCUCGGGGCGCCCACCAACGGCAUGAUCAGUUGCCAAACGGACAGCAUGGGAACUCUGGUAUGUGUGCCCACGUGUCUCGAGGGAUACCAGUUCGCGGGGCCGUGUCCAGCCAGCUUCAAGUGCGUGGAUGGCAAGUGGUCGCCCGCCGGGGGAUUCCCUGACUGCGUCCCCACUGCUUCCGCGGUGACGGCCUCUGGUUCGCCUGUUAACACGGGGAUCCAGACCAGGGCCGUCAUCCCGCCGGACCAGGAGGGGCACUGCGCCGCGUGGGGCCAGCACAACUUCCGCACGUUCGACGGCAGUGUGUACCAGUUCAAAGGGGCGUGCCGCUACGUCUUGGCCAGUGACAUCUUUGCAGAUACUUUCAACAUCCACGUCUGCAACGACCGUCACUGCCAGCCAGGCGAGCCUUGCUCCCGCUCCAUCAACAUCUACAUGGGUGACGUGGAGAUGGAACUGCGCCAGUCGGAGGACGGACCGAUGGUCUACUGUGAUGGCAACCUUCUGACCAUCCCGACCACCGCCUUUGGAGCCUUGAUUGAGAAGACCUCUCACUUCAUCAUCGUGAGGAGCGGUCUGGGCUUCAAGCUGUGGUGGGACGGACAAGAGGCAGUCUUCCUCACGGUGUCCGAGUCGUUGCUUGGAAAGACGGGUGGUCUUUGCGGCAAGUUCAACCGGGACCCUACCGACGACUUCACCACUCUGCACGGGAGGCUGGUUUCUGACGCCGCAACGUUUGCAAACAGUUGGAAAAUGGAGAGUCUAUCAGCUCCAUGCCCAAAUGCCCCGACCAACACCUACUGCACAUUUGACACGACAGAGACAUACCAGGUGGCAGUCAAUGCCAUCAACCUCUGUAGCUGUCUGCUGGAGACACCAUGCAAGGCUGUUGUGGACCCCACGCCUUACUUCGAGGCAUGUAAGGAGGACGUGUGUUUCUGCUCCACCCAGCGUCAGGGCUGUGAGUGCAGCUCUCUGGAGGCAUACUUCAGGGAGUGUUCACGGUUCAAUGUCCACCACAGCUGGAGAUCACCAGGCCGUUGUCCCAUGUCGUGCUCCAACGGAAUGGUGUAUGACUCCUGUGGCUCAUCCUGCCCUGCCACCUGCUCAAACACUGAUUACAACUGUGUGGACGACCACUGUGUGGAUGGCUGCCACUGCCCCAGGGGCACCUACCUGCACAACGGCCAGUGUGUGACGCGGGACCAGUGUCCCUGUACCUACCAGGGCAAGGACUAUGGUGCUGGUGACAGGAUCACGAGGGACUGCAAUGAGUGUGUGUGCUUCAUGGGCAAGUGGACCUGCACUGAUCAUCAGUGUGAAUCUACCUGUUCUGUGACUGGAGAGAACCACUUCCAGUCAUUUGAUGGAGUGCGAUUUGACCUGUUGGGAACGUAUCAAGCAUCCUUCAUUCUGGCCACAAACAUCCGCAGGGAUGACGACCCCUUCCGUGUCACAUACAACAUACACGACUGUCACAAGGAGCAUUGCAAGAGGUCCCUGACAGUUGAACUUGGGGGCAAGACACUGAAGAUGCUCCCAGACCAUGAGCUGAUGAUCGAUGGGGAGGAAAUCAUCACCCUUCCUUAUCGCUCUCAUGAGUUCUUUGUUGACACCGUUUCAACCAUCUACCAAAGGGUUACGACAUCAAAUGGACUGAACCUUUUCUGGGACGGUAAUCACCGCCUGUAUGUGUUGGCCAGUCCUGAGCUGAUGGGCCGCACCUAUGGUAUGUGUGGUAACUACAACAACAAACAGAAGGACGACUUCCUCACCAGGGAUGGCGAUGUGGAGAUCACAGCAACCAAUUUUGCAGCUAAGUGGAUAGUCAGUGGCUCAGGACCAAAGUCUGAUGAAGGCACCCACCAUCCAUGUGAGAUCUACUCCCAGAGGAGGAGCACUGCUCUGAAGUCCUGUAAGGUCAUCAGAGAGGAUCCAUUCACACAAUGCCAUGACUUGGUGAACUUCAAGGCGUACUACGACAACUGUUUGUAUGACUGCUGUGCAUCAGAUGCCACAGAUGGACUGACCAACCUGUGUGAUGCAAUCGCAGACUACGCUUUUGCAUGUGCCAAAGCAGGUGUCAAUGUGGACUGGAGGAACUCAGUGCCUGGGUGUGAAAUGACCUGCCAUGGUGACAAGGUGUACUCCCACCAGGCACCCAGCUGCCAGGUCUCCUGUGGGUCUCUGAAUUCCGCCUGCACUCAGCAGACUGUGGAGGGCUGUGUCUGUCCCCAGGGCACGGUUCUGGACUACGAUGGCCACUGUGUCAUUCCUGAACAGUGUUCCUGUAUACAUGAGGGCAAGGAUUACGAGGCAGGAGAAACCAUCCGUCAGGACUGCAACAUCUGUGAGUGCCAUAAGGGUUCUUGGGUGUGCACAGAGAAUGAAUGUCCACAGGAGGAGGAGUGUGCAACCAAUAUGGAGUGGUCCCACUGUAAAACGGAGUGCCCAAGGACCUGUGAGAACAUGCACCUUAGGCAGACAUGUAUCACCAGGAAAUGUGUGGCUGGCUGUCAGUGCAACAAUGAAACAGUGUGGAAUGGCAAGUCGUGCAUCACCCCUGAGUCCUGCCCAUGCCAGCAUGGUGGCAGGAGCUACCAGGAGGGACAGACGAUGAAGAUCGACUGCAACACAUGCCGUUGCCAGGGACGCAAGUGGACUUGUGAGACAAAUGAGUGCCCAGGGGUGUGUUCAUCCUAUGGUGACCCUCACUACAAGACCUUUGAUGGAAAGGAGUAUGACUACCAGGGUGAGUGUGAGUAUGUGCUGGUGCGCAGUAAGGACAGCAACAGCCACCAGUUCUCCAUCACAACAGAGAACAUCCCCUGUGGUACAAGCGGUGUCACCUGCACAAAGUCUGUCACUGUCUCCGUCGGUACUGGCAAAAAGACCAGGAGAAUCACCCUUGUCCGAGGCAAGCCAAUAGUUGCAGACCGAGGCUCUGGCUUCUACGUACGAACAGCUGGCAUGUUCCUCUUCCUGGCCACGGAGUUUGGUUUGAGUGUACAGUGGGACAAGGGUACCAGGGUGUACGUGAAGCUGGAUCCCAUGCACAAGAACCAGGUUGAAGGUCUCUGUGGCAACUACAAUGAGGACCAGAAUGAUGACUUCACCAUGCCAAAUGGAAUUGCAACACAAGAUGACAAUGACUUUGGCGACUCUUGGCGCCGACAUGACUACUGUCCUAAGGCUAAGGAAAUCAAGGACACGUGCUCCCUCCAUCCUCACAGGAAGGCAUGGGCACAGCGCCAGUGUGCCAUCAUCAAGUCUGACUUGUUCAAGGCUUGCCAUGCUUUGAUUCCAUAUCAAGGCUACCUGGACAGGUGUGUGUUUGAUGCAUGUGGCUGUGACAGUGGUGGUGACUGUGAGUGCCUGUGUACUGCUGUAGCUGCCUAUGCUCAAGCCUGCAACUUCCAUGGUGCCUAUGUCAGCUGGAGAACCCAAGAGCUGUGCCCUCUGCAAUGCGAGGGCUGCAUGAGGUAUGCCCCAUGUGUAAGUGCCUGUCCAAAGACCUGCACCAACUACAAGCAUUGGGAUAUGGUGGAAGAGAAGUGUGAGGAAACCUGUGUGGAGGGAUGUGACUGCCCAGAAGGGGAAAUCCUGAGUGAUGAUGGGAAGCAAUGUGUUCAUCCCAAAGACUGUGUGUGCAUGCAUGUGGAGGGUAAGGCUUACUACGAGGGUGACAAGAUUGAGUCCAUGUCUGAUGACUGUCGUAGCUGUUACUGCACAAAUCGUGAGAUUCAAUGCAUAGGUCUUCCAUGUGUGGGGACAACAACAACACCUUGGAUGCCAACAAUGGCAGAGACCACAACAACCACUACAACUCCUGAGCCAACAACACUUGCUACAACAACCUGUCCAGAAGACCAGCUGUAUCCCUGCUCCUUCACGUGUGAGCAGACGUGCCAUUGCUUCCGUGCUGUGGUGACGGAGUGCGAGUAUGGCUGGGAUAAGACUUGCGUGGCGACCUGUGGUGUCUACAAGGGCUGCCCCACUGGACAGCUGCUCAGGGACAUCGAUACAUGUGUCAAGAUUGAAGAGUGUCCCUGUAGGCUGGAGAAUGGUACACUUGUACCGCCUGGCACCUCAUGGAAAGAGGACAAGUGUACAUCAUGUGUCUGCUGGAACAAUCAGAUGAAGUGUGUAUCUACCUGUCAGACAACCACACCCGAGCAGAGGAUGAGCACAACAACAGUCAUAACCACCACGGCACCAGAGACAACUGUGCCCGUGACUACUGAAUGUCCACCUGGCCAGGUGUUACAACCAUGCUCCUUCACAUGCAAGGAGACCUGCAACUCCUACAGAAAGAAGAUCACAGAGUGUACUUAUGGCUAUGAUGAGACAUGCUGCCCAAGGUGUGGGGAGCCCCCCAAGUGCCCUCCUGACUAUGUUCUGUUGGAUGCCAACACCUGCUGCAAGGUCUCUGAGUGCCCCUGUAUGCUUGAGGAUGGCACAAUUAAGCCGGCUGGCAGUGUAUGGUGGAAAGACAAGUGUAAUGUCUGCAGGUGUGAAGAAAACCAGGAAAAGUGUGACAAUGUCUGCGGAACAACUACUCCAGAAACUGAAACUACAACUCUACCUGAGACAUACACAACCACAUCAGAGACAUACACAACCACAUCAGAGACAUACACAACCACAUCAGAGACAUACACAACCAGGCCAGAGAAGACCUACCCUGAGACCACUGGGACAGAGACUUAUACAACAACGUAUAAAACACCAAGGAAGGUGACAACUCCCUCUUCAACAACAACUUCAGAGACAUACACCACCAGGCCAGAGCAGACCUACCCUGAGACCACCAGGCCAGAAAGGACGUAUCCUGAGACAACAAGGCCAGAGAGGACCUACCCUGAGACUACCAGGCCUGAGAGGACCUACCCUGAGACCACAAGGCCAGAGAGGACCUACCCUGAGCCAGAGAAGACCUAUCCAGAGACUACCAGGCCAGAGAAGACCUAUCCUGAGACCACAAGGCCAGAGAAGACCUAUCCUGAGACCACCAGGCCAGAGACUUACCCUGAGACUACCAGGCCUGAGACAACAACAUACAAAACACCAAGGAAGGUGACAACUCCCUCAUCCACAACUCCAGAGACAUACACCACCAAGCCCGAGGAGACUACCACCACUAAGCCUGAGGAGACUACCACCACAGCACCUGAAUAUCCAACAACAAGCCCAAUUGUCACAAUGUUGAAUACUGUCUACAUGAGCCUGUCCAUGGUGCUGAAAACUGUGCACAUGUCCCUGGCACUGAAUGCCAUCUAUAUGGCUCUGUUCCUGGUGCUGAAUAUCAUCCACAUGGUCCUGUCUAUGGUGCUGAAUUAUCCACAUGACUCUGCCCCAUCUCAAUGUAAGAAGAGGGUUUAUGGCUGUGCCUUCAAGUGUGAGGAGACCUGCCACUGCUACCGCUACAAAAUCACCCAGUGUUCAAGUGGUGAUGCCAGUGCAUGUGUCCCAACAUGUGGAGAGUGCCCUCCAUGUCCCAAGGGAUACGUCCGCAAAGACCAAUACCACUGCAUCAAGCCAACUGAGUGUGACUGCAUCGCCCAUAAUGGUGUUAUUGUUCCGUCUGGUACCACUCAGAAGAUCGAUCAGUGUACAGUCUGCAACUGCUAUGACAACAAAAUGACCUGUGUCAACCUAUGUACAACGUCAUCUGUGCCAACGACAACUCCAUCAAUUACAACUACUGGGUACAAAACUCCAAGGAAGCUUACUACGGAGAAAACUACACCAGUUACUACGACAGUGCCUACUACUCGAUGCUACACUGAGGAGGAAGCCUGCUCCUGGACAGCAUGGAUGGAUGCCUGCUACCCAACUCCCGCAACAAGGGGUGACGAUGAAUCCUUCACAAACCUUCGUCGCCAUGGCUUUAACGUUGGUGGGGCAAACCAGAAGGUCAACAGGAUCCAAUGCCGCACUGUUGGAACACACAUUGACUACUCCAGGACAGGCCAGAAUGUCGUGGCUAACUGUGAGGUUGGCUGUGUCUGUACUCAUGCCACUGGUCCCAGCAAGUUCCAGAUGAUGAUGAGAGGAAUCAGCCCUUACUGUUACAACUAUGAAGUGCGUCUGCUGUGCUGUGCCAAUGUUCCUAUUUGUUCUGAACGAACAACGCCAGGCACACCUGUCUUUACGACCAGGCCAGAAGAAGAUACCACCACAAGGACACCCAGGAAAGUUACAACACCUGGAAUGGAAACAACACCUGAGGUUUACACCACCAAGCCAGAGAUUUACACCACCAAGCCAGAGGUGUACACCACCAAGCCAGAGGUGUACACCACCAAGCCAGAAGUGUACACCACCAAGCCAGAGGUGUACACCACCAAGCCAGAGGUGUACACCACCAAGCCAGGAGUGUACACUACCAAGCCAGAAGUGUACACCACUAAGCCAGAAGUGUACACUACCACCCCAGAGAGUUUGACAACAACUGAAUGUACGAAGAAGGUCUACGGGUGUUCCUUCAAGUGUGAUGAAGUGUGCCACUGUUACCGGACCAAGAUCACCCAGUGUGCAUAUGGAGAUCCUAAGGCCUGUGUACCGACAUGUGGGGAGUGUCCACCCUGCCCUGCUGGGUAUGUUAGGAUGGACAGGGACAGGUGUAUCAAGCCAGCAGAAUCCUGGGACUACAAAGAAGAUUGA